Messenger RNA from Phaedon cochleariae (mustard beetle), 2018 nucleotides. The record is from the annotation of a GenBank genome assembly. Lineage: Eukaryota; Metazoa; Arthropoda; Insecta; Coleoptera; Chrysomelidae.
AAUAAUCCAUAUCAUACUACCUUAUUUGUUGGGUGUUAUCUCCAAAGAAGAAAACGAAGUUGUCCUCAAAUACGAUGGAUCUCUCGAAUUUGGAACUACUGAAAAGGUCAAGGAUAGUUCAUUUGUGUAUGGGCAUUGCUUUCUUCACCUCUGGUGUGAUAGUGAACUCCAUUCAAUGUUUGCUAUAUUUAACCCUCAGACCCUUCAACAAAGUUCUUUAUAGAAAAAUAAACUGGUAUCUCUGCUGUACAAUAUACUCACAAUUAGUAUUCCUAGGAGACUGGUGGUCAAACUCAAGAAUAAUUUUCUAUGUAGACAGAGCAGACUUUGAUAAAUAUUAUGGAAAAGAACAUGCUUAUUGUGUAAUGAACCACACAUAUGAAAUUGAUUGGCUAAUAGGGUGGAUGAUAGCAGAUAGAAUACAUCUUCUUGGAAAUUGUAAAGCCUAUGCAAAAAAAGUCAUCCAGUAUGUUCCUGUCCUUGGAUGGGCCUGGAAAUGUUCUGAAUUUGUAUUUCUGGAAAGAAACUUUGAUAAGGACAAGGAAGUCAUCCACAAACAAAUCACUGAACUAUCUGAUCAUCCUGAUCCUAUGUGGUUAUUGAUGUUUCCUGAAGGAACAAGGUUUACCAAGAAAAAACUGGAAGCUAGCCAGGAAUUUGCCAUAAAGAACAAUCUCCCAGAACUAAAUCAUCAUUUGAUGCCAAGAUCUAGAGGGUUCAUUGCUAGUUUGCCUCCUAUGAAAGGCAAAGUGCCCGCAUUGUAUCAAAUUGAGUUGGCUUUCAAAGAAGAUGCUCCAAGCAAACCAACAAUUACUACCAUGCUGUUUGGGCAGCAUUUGGAGGCACAUAUCUACAUGAAAAGGAUACUGAUGGAAAACAUUCCAGAUGGUAAAGUUGAACAGGAGAAGUUUCUGAGGGACCUUUUCGUUGAAAAAGACAAAUUAAAGGACAGUUUUUUGAAAACCGGUGACUUUUUCGCUACUUCGGGCGUGCAAAGGGUGGAACCCUUCGAGAUCCCGAGACGGUUUCACUCGAUAUUCCAUGUGAUAUUCUGGCAAUUGGUAGCCAUGUUACCGAUUGCGCACUAUCUGUUGAUGCUCCUCCUCAGCGGAGAAGUUCUCUAUUUCUCAAUUGGAGCAAGUAUCAUAGGGGCAUUUUUCAUCUUGAUGAAGAAAACCAUCGGCAUGACUGAAAUAAAGAAAGGAUCAUCCUAUGGUUCUAGCGGAUCUGCUGAAGCUAAAAAAGCCCAAUAAAACCAUUCUUAGAGUGAGUUAGAGCCUCAAGAAAACCAUUUUGUUAAUUGAUGUCUGUGCCAAUUACACAAAGACGUCUACCUUCAAAUAUCCCUGCAGGGAAUUAAAAUAGUGCAUGCCCAAAUAAAGAGAAACACCUGUUGUAUUUUUUCCAGUUAUUGGUAUCAAAAUGUACUGCCAUUGUUGCAAUAUCAGGUGGUCAAGUAUCUUUUUGCCAAUCGCGAAUUUUGAGAGGCCUGUGAAAGACACUGAACAUGACAUUCAUUUUGACGAAAAAAUGGGACACUGCAUAAUCUUGUUGUGUUGAUCAGUUCUUUUUUUUUAAUACUGUUUAAUACCUACCUUGGUCUUCCAUAAAAUGAACGGUAGCGGUAGCUUUUUGAAGAUUGAAAACGGUUUCAUUUCAACUUAUUUUUUAAGGUGCACUGUGUUUUUUGAUUUAUUGAUUUUUCACUCAACUUGAACUUCACUAAGGAGUUUCAAGUGAUAGGUGCUUGGUUUUUUUAAUUAGGUUCAUGAAGGAUAUUAUAUCCUGCAUAGAAUGGGAAUUUAGUCAUGGUAAGAGAUGGACUUUAUAUAGGACAUAAAAAUUGAGUUUUGAAGGGUCCCCUGUGCAACCUAUCCUAAAUAAUUGUAUAAUUAUUUUCCAUGUCAUAGCACAAGUAACGAAAUUACUUGGAACUGCAAGUACCUUUUUGUUUUUGUUAUACAUUAUAGUAUAUUGAUAGUGUUGGUUGUUGAUGUAUAUAAUAAAUAUAGCAGAUU